GGGAAGGGGCCGCGGGCUCAGGCAGCAGGACUUGAUCGCCGAUUUGUAGCCCAGCGGGGAGCGAAGCCAUUUACCAUGGAACCCGUGACCAAGUGGAGCCCCAAACAAGUGGUGGAUUGGACCAGAGGUUUAGAUGAUUGCCUGCAGCAGUACGUCCACAAGUUUGAACGGGAGAAGAUAAAUGGAGAGCAGCUGCUGCAGAUUUCCCACCAGGAUCUUGAGGAGCUGGGUGUCACUCGAAUUGGACACCAGGAACUUGUGUUGGAGGCUGUCGACCUUCUCUGUGCACUGAAUUAUGGCCUUGAAACUGAUAACAUGAAGAACUUGGUUCUGAAGCUGCGUGCGUCUUGCCACAACUUACAGAAUUACAUAAGUAGUCGGCGGAAGAGUCCAGCUUAUGAUGGGAACACCUCCCACAAGCCCCCCAAUGAGUUCCUGACUUCUGUGGUGGAGCUCAUAGGCGCUGCCAAGGCCUUGUUAGCUUGGCUGGACCGGGCUCCAUUUACAGGGAUCGCUGACUUCUCAGUAACGAAGAACAAAGUCAUUCAGCUUUGUUUGGAUCUGACCACUGCAGUCCAGAAGGAUUGCCUUGUAGCAGAAAUGGAGGAUAAAGUUUUAACUGUAGUCAAGGUUUUGAAUGGCAUCUGUGAUAAAACAAUCCGAUCUACCACGGAUCCUGUUAUGAGCCAGUGUGCGUGUCUGGAAGAAGUUCACUUACCCAACAUUAAACCUGGGGAGGGCCUGGGCAUGUACAUCAAAUCGACCUACGAUGGAUUGCACGUGAUUACGGGAACCACAGAAAACUCUCCUGCAGACAGAUCUCAGAAGAUUCACGCUGGGGAUGAAGUCAUUCAGGUCAAUCAGCAAACUGUGGUGGGAUGGCAGCUAAAAAAUCUGGUGAGAAAAUUGAGAGAGAAUCCUUCAGGAGUUGUGUUACUGCUGAAGAAGCGCCCCACGGGUACUUUCAACUUUACUCCUGCUCCCCUGAAAAACCUGCGGUGGAAGCCGCCUCUUGUCCAGACCUCACCUCCACCCACGACAACCCAGUCCCCUGAAAGCACUAUGGAUACCUCGCUGAAGAAGGAGAAGCCAGCCAUCCUGGAUCUUUAUAUUCCUCCUCCACCGGCCGUUCCCUACUCUCCCCGGGAUGAGAACGGAAGUUUUCUUUAUGGAGGAUUCAGUAAGUGUAAACAGCCGUUGCCGGGUCCUAAGGGUUCAGAGUCCCCCAAUUCCUUCUUGGACCAGGAAAGCCGAAGACGCAGAUUUACCAUCGCUGACUCGGAUCAGUUGCCUGGGUAUUCGGUGGAAAGCAAUGUUCUGCCCACAAAAAUGAGAGAGAAAACACCAUCUUAUGGCAAGCCCCGGCCUCUGUCCAUGCCUGCGGAUGGGAGCUGGAUGGGGAUUGUGGACCCUUUUGCAAGACCUCGAGGUCAUGGGAGGAAAGGUGAGGACGCCCUUUGCCGGUAUUUCAGCAAUGAGCGGAUCCCUCCGAUCAUCGAAGAAAGCGCCUCUCCUCCCUACCGUUUCUCAAGACCCACGCCGGAGAGGCAGCUGGUCCGAGGCGCAGACUACAUCCGAGGGAGCAGGUGCUACAUCAGUUCAGAUCUCCAUAGCAGCGCCACGAUUCCAUUCCAGGAGGAAGGGACCAAAAAGAAAGCCGGCUCCUCCGCAGCCAAGUCCUCUUCUACAGAGCCGUCCCUGCUGGUCAGCUGGUUUACUCGCCUGAAACUGUUGACUCACUGAGCCCGGCCCUUCCUGGACUCCUCAGUGGCUCCUGCUACCAAGUGCCUUGCUCCUUCAGCUGACGACCUGCUCUGAUUUCACCCACAGUAUUAUGUAGCGACCUUAUACGAUUUCAUUUUUUGUUUUGAAAGUUGCUUACUGCCUUUCUUGGAAUUUUGAAGUAAAUGAAUGGGAACAAAUCCAGAGGAUCUGAGAUGCUGGUUUGUGGAGACAGGAGGAGAGAAAUGGGUAGAGUCUGCUUUUCUUGCUUCCUUAGGGUCGGAACACAGAGACACACUCACUCUGUAAACUGGAGCCUCGCCAGGAAUGUUUUGGUCAUUAGAAGGAACUGGGGCAUUGUUUGUUUUUGGGAGUGGGACUAAAAUUGGUGGCCAUUGUCACACAGAUGUGUUGGUUUGUGGUCCAACUUCUUCACCUGAAAAAGCUAGUGGAGAAAACAUUUUUUGUUUUGAUUUUUCAAGCUAUAUACCGUAUUUGUAAGUGUAGCAGCUUUGACUUUGAAGUAAGAUGUGGCAAGUGUCUGAUAUUCUUUCAAAGCAAAGGUUUACGUGUAGGCCUGUUACACUUGGUUAAUCCCCUUUUCAUAAUGAUCUCUCAGUAUAGGUCAGUUAAUACAGAAACACAGGGACACAUUUAGAUAGGGCUUGUUACACACCAAGAAGUUUAUGGUUAUUUGUGAGGGGUGUCGUUGUUAUCGUUAUAUAUUAUUAUCUUUAAGGAGAAAGAAAGAUUUAUAAGAUUUGCUGACAGCCAAAGUAUCAUUCAGAAAGAUGAAGCAACAAUACUUAGGUUUGUGAGAGAUACAUCAGUUUUGCAUUUUGACCUGUUCAAUGUCUAUCUUCCAGAAAAGAAUGGACAGUUCUUUAAAAUUGUACACAUUUUGCUAAUUAGAAAUUUCUCGGAAAGUCUCAUGGUCACUAAUUUUCAACUAGCAUCAGCUAUUUUGGAUAAGCGUGUCUGGAUAUUAACUCCUGUUUAAACUGAAUGUAUGAUAUUUUGUUAGAAUGGAAAAGUGCUAUCUUGUUAAUUUAAGUGUUUUAAAUAUAGUUGUAUAUUUUUCUUA
Molecule: messenger RNA, 2806 nt
Organism: Equus quagga
Lineage: Eukaryota; Metazoa; Chordata; Mammalia; Perissodactyla; Equidae
Gene: CNKSR3
Product: CNKSR family member 3
Exons: 13
Coding region: 76-1743 (555 amino acids)
Biological process (GO): regulation of signal transduction
Cellular component (GO): cytoplasm; membrane
Molecular function (GO): protein binding
Source: RefSeq, a predicted model, not a curated record